UUGGAGCAGGACAGGAAAAAGUCGGUGACAGUCUCCUUGCAUGGACAGAGGACGAGGUUUUUGAGAUAGUAAUAGAUAUCAUAUAGUAACUAAUAAAAAUAAUAAACAAAAAUAUAGGUAAAGUCCGCUUGGGCAUCAUGGCCGGUGGCUGGAGCUGGAAGCUGCUGUCCACUGCUCGGUCACAUUUGCUUAGUAGAGGCAAUGCUGUUACUGACAGCCCCAGCCGUGUUUCAGUUGUGAUCUUAGUACGAGGCCUCCAAAGCGACACCUGGUGGGAUGAACAUCUUUCUGAAGAAAACAAAAAGUUUCUAAAGCGUCUAACUGCAGAGGAAUACAGAGAACAAACUGCAAGCAAGCUUUGCCCUCUGAAAGAUGAACCCUGGCCUAUAAAGCAAUGGGAACCAGGUUCAAAGAGGGUUGGCUUAAUAGCAGUGAAGCUGGGCAUGAUGCCGAUAUGGACCAAAUCUGGAAACAAACAUGCUGUCACUAUGCUGCAAGUGCAGGAUUGCCAUGUAAUUAAGUACACUCCAAAAGAGGAAUAUAAUGGAAGAACUGCAACACUCACUGUAGGAGGAAAAAAUGUUUCUCCUUUCUAUAGAUCAGAAUCUGUGAUGGCGUUUUACAGUGAAGCUGCAGUACCUCCUAAACAGAAAAUUAGUAUUUUCAAGGUGUCUGAUGAUGCAAUCAUCAAGCCAGGUACCCCUCUUUAUGCAGCACAUUUCCGCCCAGGACAGUAUGUGGAUGUCACUGCAAAAUCCAUUGGCAAAGGGUUCCAGGGUGUGAUGAAACGAUGGGGAUAUAAAGGACAACCUGCCACUCACGGACAAACUAAGACACACAGAAGGCCUGGAGCCAUAGCUGGUGGGGAUCCUGCCCGUGUGUUUCCUGGAACAAAAAUGCCUGGAAGAAUGGGGAACUUCUAUAGAACAUCGUAUGCACUCAAGGUAUGGAGAGUGAACACUAAACACAACAUCAUCUACGUACAUGGUUCAGUUCCUGGCCAUACUAAUUGUUUAGUGAAGGUCACUGAUACAACAGUGCCAGUUAAACAAGGCAGCGAAAAACCUCCAUUCCCUACAUAUUUUGCUGAUGGAGAUGAAGAUUUGCCAGAAGAUCUGUGCGAUGAGGAAAUGUUCCAGUUCAGUGAACCUUCUGUCAAAUACUCUUAAUGUUACUGAAAUGUUCAACCUAAAGGUUGUGUCACCACCAGGCUACCCCAUAUAUUAUUUUGUAGGGGCCUAGGUUAAAGACAUGUCCUGCUUCCAUAUCUGCUUCUUUUUUUUUUUCUUUUGAAGUACAUUGUCAAUAUUGUCUUAAAACAGUGAUCAGGCAAUAGUUUUCAAUAAGGAAUAGAAACUGAGGGAGGCCCAUCUUCAUAUCAUUUACAGCUUAUAUAUUUUCUACUGGAUCUUGUAGAUCCCCAAACAUUUACCGAAAUGUCAGUGAAAUCUAACUUGCCUAAUAAAUUUAACGUUUGAUAA
This is a messenger RNA of Bombina bombina (fire-bellied toad), 1481 nucleotides long. It is a transcript of the gene MRPL3, whose product is annotated as mitochondrial ribosomal protein L3. Gene Ontology annotation, cellular component: ribosome; mitochondrial large ribosomal subunit. NCBI's taxonomy places the organism in Eukaryota, Metazoa, Chordata, Amphibia, Anura, Bombinatoridae. The record is from RefSeq and is a predicted model, not a curated record. Bases 138 to 1169 code for a protein of 343 amino acids. Gene Ontology annotation, biological process: translation. Gene Ontology annotation, molecular function: structural constituent of ribosome. The transcript is spliced from 10 exons.